AUGCAGCACAAGAGGAAACACCAGCCCUCCGAGGCCGGCCAGAACCCUCAGAAGCGUCAAAAGUCCGCCAACACUAAGAAUGCGCCUUCGAAAAAGCGCAAGGUCGCCGCCAGCGCAUUGCCUUGGAAGAAGGUCGACGUGCCCGAGAUGUUCGACGAUGCCGAGGGUUUCUACGGGCUGGAGGUCAUUGAGGGUGUGGAUGUCGUCAAGCAUGGAGACAACAUCGAGUUUGUCGCUGCUAUCCCCUCCGGCGACGAGAAGGAACAAAACGAAGACGAGUUCGAAGGCUUCAGCGACUCUGAGCCCGCCCCUUCUCAGCCCGAACCGGUGAAAGAGGAGCCCAAGACAGAGAAGAAGACGGAGCCAAAGAAGACCAAGAAGGAAAAAAAGGCGGCAAAGGCAGAGCAACAGGCAAAGAACGACAGGCCUGAGGACAAGGUUGACGACACAGAUGCCGCCGAACCUGCGACUGGAGAACCCCAGGGAAAGAAGAAGAAAGAAAAGAAGCAGAAGAAGGCCCAGUCCAAGCCCGAGGACGCCAAGCUCGAGAGCAACCUAUUUACGGCUCUGGAAAAGGUUGAAGAGGCCGAGGAGGACCUUGACAUGACCCCGUGGGUGGAUCUCGGCCUCUCGCCCGCCCUGGUCUCGGCCAUCUCCAAACUCAAGUUCGCCAAGCCGACAAAGAUUCAGACAUCGACCAUACCCGAGAUCCUUGCCGGCCACGACGUCAUCGGAAAGGCGUCGACCGGUUCCGGUAAAACGCUGGCGUUUUCGAUCCCCAUCGUCGAAGACUGGCUCGAGAAGUACGAGGACAAGGCGGACGGGGAGAAGCCUGCGAAGCCCGAAAACACACCACUCGCGCUGAUCCUGUCGCCGACGAGAGAAUUGGCCCACCAGAUCACCAACCACAUCAAGAAUCUCUGCGCCGGCCUGCCCAACGCGCCAUUCGUCUGCUCGGUGACGGGUGGUCUCUCAGUAUUCAAGCAGCAAAGGCAACUGGCCAAGGCAGAUAUCGUCAUUGGUACGCCGGGACGUCUGUGGGAGGUCAUCAGUGGAAGCCGGGAGCUGCUCGCAGGGUUCAGGCAGAUCAGGUACCUCGUGGUUGACGAGGCUGACAGACUGCUGAGCGAGGGCCACUUUAAAGAGGCGGGCGAGAUUCUCGACGCCUUGGAUCGCGAGGUGAUUGAGGAGGACGACGAUGACGACGACGAGAAGGACCUCUCGGCCCGGCAAACGCUCGUCUUCUCCGCAACGUUCCACCAGGGGCUGCAGCAGAAGCUGGCGGGCAAGGGCAAAUGGGGCCUCAUGUCGGAGAAGGAGUCGAUGGAGUACCUGCUGAAGAAGCUCAACUUCCGCGAGGAGAAGCCCAAGUUCAUCGACGUCAACCCAGCGAAGCAGAUGGCGGCCGGUCUGAAGGAGGGCCUCAUCGAGUGCGGCGCUAUGGAAAAGGAUCUCUACCUCUACACUGUCCUCCUGCUCAACCCUAACCGCAGGACCCUUGUCUUCACAAACUCCAUCAGCGCCGUCCGCCGCCUCGCACCCUUCCUACAGAACCUCAACCUCAACGCCACGGCGCUCCACUCCCAGAUGCCGCAAAAGGCGCGUCUCCGCUCCGUCGAAAAGUUCACGGCGACGAAGCCCAACACCACCUCGGUCCUCAUCGCCACCGACGUCGCCGCCCGCGGUCUCGACAUCCCCGGCAUCGAUCAGGUCAUCCACUACCACGUGCCCCGCGCCGCCGACAUGUACGUCCAUCGCUCCGGUCGUACGGCGCGUGCCGAGCGCACGGGUCUGAGCAUCAUCCUCUGUGGGCCCGAAGAGGUCGUCCCGACACGCCGGUUGGCCGCCAAGGUCCACGCCGAGCACGCGAGCAAGAAGAAAUACCUCAUGAGGACGAUCGACAUUGACCGCCGCAUCGCGUCCCGUCUCAAGCCGAGGGUGGACCUGGCCAAGAAGCUCACCGACGCGACGCUGGCCAAGGAGAAGGGCACCAAGGACGAGGACUGGGUCAAGGCCGCGGCCGAGGAGCUCGGCGUCGAGUACGACAGCGAGGAGCUGGACAAGGCGGGCAGCUGGACCGGCCGCGGGAGCCAGCGGAAGAAGAAGCAGCAGGAGGACAAGAACAUCUCCAAGGCGGAGAUGGGCGCCAUGCGGGCGCAGCUGCGCGAGCUGUUGUCGAAGCGCGUCAACGCCGGCGUCAGCGAGAAGUACAUCACAGCGGGUACCCUCGAUGUCGAGGAGCUGCUCAGGGGCGGCACCGGGGAUUUCCUGGGCAAGGUUGAUGGCUUGGAUCUGGAGGACUUGUAA
This is a messenger RNA of Colletotrichum spaethianum, 2307 nucleotides long. RefSeq names its product ATP-dependent RNA helicase MAK5. The coding region runs from base 1 to 2307 and encodes 768 amino acids. Gene Ontology annotation, molecular function: ATP binding; RNA helicase activity; nucleic acid binding. Lineage: Eukaryota; Fungi; Ascomycota; Sordariomycetes; Glomerellales; Glomerellaceae. Gene Ontology annotation, cellular component: nucleolus. The transcript is spliced from 3 exons. The record is from RefSeq and is a predicted model, not a curated record.